AUGAAAGUUCUGGGAGUAAACCUCGAGGAAAAAUCUGGAGCCGGAGUCCCUAAGGCGGCUGGAUGUCAACUUGGACGUCCUCCCGGCAACUCCUGCAGUCAAGUCGGCUCCAAACGUAAUGCUUGCAUUCCCUUGGACCCAGUCGGCACGACCGAGAGGGAGAUCCUGUUGUUUGGGCAGCGCAAGAUCUCCAUACUUCCGCCCAGGCUUGUGCCCCUGAGGUCACGCUUGUCACGCUUGUUCGUGGGAGUCAUUGUACCGCAGCAGCAGAUGGAGUCUCCACCACUUCGAAUCUCAAGCUGGAACGUGCGUACGAUGCGCACCGGCUUGUCCGACGACCUCCGUGUCAUUUCAGACUUUCGCAAGACCGCAGUGAUUGACAGGGAGCUACAUAGACUAAACGUGGAUAUAGCAGCGCUGCAGGAAACUCGACUCCCAGAAGAUGGCUCCCUAAGAGAGGAACACUACACCUUCUUCUGGCAGGGGAGAGGUAUCGGGGAUGUGAGGGAGCAUGGAGUUGGCUUCGCCGUCAGGAACACCCUGCUUCGCACGAUUGAGCCCCGGCAUGGUGGCACGGAGAGAAUCCUCACCCUACGUCUCUCAACGUCGGCUGGUUUUGCAAACAUAAUUUGUGUCUACGCACCAACGCUCCAGGCACCGCCUGAGACCAAGGAUAGGUUCUACGAACUCUUGGCGAAUACCAUUGACAGGAUCCCAAUGCCGGAGCAUAUUUACCUCGUGGGCGACUUCAACGCCAGAGUUGGGACAGAUCACGAGUCCUGGCCUGAAGUGCUGGGUCAUCACGGCAUCGGGAAAAUGAAUGAAAACGGCCAGAGAUUCCUGGAAUUCUGCUGCCACCACAACUUCGCCGACUGCGAUACUGACCACUCUUUGGUCAUUUCCAACAUCAAAAUUAAACCAAAGAAAUUACAUACUCUCAAGAGGAAAUGCCAGCCAAGAAUUGAUGCCAGCAAGGCCUCCUGUCCCGCUAGAUACCAAAUUCUAGUCGAGCAUCUUGCGGAGCUGCUUCCUGCCGAACGAGCAGAGCGCGCAGUCGGUGGGUGGUGCUCUCUCCGCAGCGCCAUCUAUAAUGCUGCUGUCUUGGCCUAUGGCAUAAAGGAGCGAAAUAGUGCUGACUGGUUUGGGGCCAACGUCGGUGAGUUGGAGCCUGCAAUCAGCAGCAAAAGAAGAGCAAUGCUUAAAUACAAAAGUGAUCCAAGCCAGCGGAACCUACAGGUAUUGAGAGCGGCUUACUCCAACGUUAACAACGUCUCGCAGGAAGCGCUGGACGCCUCGAUGAAGAACUUGCCUUCCCUCGAUGCUUUGGAUGCUGAACCAUCUGUCGAAGAGCUAAACAAUGCCAUCGACAUCCUCCCCUGUGGGAAGGCAGCUGGAGAAGAUGGAAUACCCCCAGAGGUCAUCAAAAGUGGCAAGCCGGCCUUACUUGGCCCCCUACACGAGCUCUUAUGUCUUUGCUGGAGGGAGGGCCAGGUACCGCAAGACAUGCGCGACGCAAAGAUUAUCACUUUGUACAAAAACAAAGGCGAUCGUAGCGACUGCAACAACUACAGAGGGAUAUCGCUACUCAGCAUUGUGGGCAAGGUCUUCGCCCGUGUGGUGCUCGGUCGCCUACAAGCACUCGCUGAUCGCGUUUACCCGGAAUCCCAGUGCGGUUUCAGAGCCCAGAGAGACACAUCAGACAUGAUUUUCUCAUUACGCCAGCUGCAGGAGAAGUGCCGUGAGCAGCGGAGGCCUUUGUACAUUGCGUUCAUCGACCUGACAAAGGCGUUUGAUCUUGUCAGCCGGAGAGGUCUGUUCUUGCUGCUGAGGAAGAUAGGUUGUCCCCCCCGUCUUCUCAGCAUCGUCUCUUCCUUCCAUGACGACAUGCAGGGCAUAGUCAGCCAUGAUGGCAAUGCAAUUGAUACAUGA
Molecule: messenger RNA, 1929 nt
Organism: Hyalella azteca
Lineage: Eukaryota; Metazoa; Arthropoda; Malacostraca; Amphipoda; Hyalellidae
Exons: 4
Coding region: 1-1929 (642 amino acids)
Molecular function (GO): catalytic activity
Source: RefSeq, a predicted model, not a curated record